CGAUGAACAUCAGAGACUUUCGUUCCCAGUAAAGUCUCCUCUUCUCGUACUAUCCGUAUCGGACACAGAACGUACACACCAGCUAAAAAGAGCCUCUCAACAACUGUAAGGCUUGAAUUGGGCUAUCCACCUCUGCUGUUAUCUCUACGGAGUUGUCCAUCAUGAUCCAAUUUCCUUUCUUCUCCACGCUUCUGCUUUUCUCCGCCACGACGGCCUUGACCGUUCUACCGUCUGAGUCUGGUUUCCGUCCAGAAACUUCCAUUUCACGGCGCGUCGUAUUGGCGACCCUGCUUGGAACUGCCGCGGCGACCCCGUUUGCGGCGCAAGUCGCCCACGCCGCGGACGACGAAGCGGUGUACUUUGGCGCCGGCUGCUUUUGGCACAUGCAGCACGAAUUCAUCCAGGCCGAACGGGAUCUGUUAGGCCGGGACCUCGAUACUCAGCUCUCCGCCACGGCGGGCUACGCCGGUGGGACCAAGACGGAUGGACAAGGACGUGUGUGCUACCACAAUUUUCAGAACGUGGCCGAUUACGGACGACUCGGACACGGAGAAGUGGUCGGAUUGACCUUGCCAUCGGACAAAAUUGCCGAAUUUGGGAAAGUCUACUUUUCCUUGCUGGAUCCGAAGACAAAAGACCGCGUCGAUCCCAUGGACCGGGGAGCGGAAUACCGUUCACUUUUGGGUUUGCCGGGUGGCACGUCUCACCCGGCUUAUCCCGGCAUUCAAGAGGCUGCCGAAGCCGCCGGCGUCACUUUGAAACGAGGCCAAGGCAACGAUGGUGAUACGCUCGGUAAGAAGCUCGUCUGGGUCUACGAUACGCAGACUUUUCCAUUCUACCAGGCCGAGGUGUAUCACCAAUAUCACAACGAUUUUCAAAGUGCCCCGUACGGCAAAGCCUACAACCAAAUGGGAAGCCAAGCCUUUGAGGACGGUCGUUUGAAGUUGACGGGUUGCCCGGAUCGGGUGUAG
Molecule: messenger RNA, 971 nt
Organism: Phaeodactylum tricornutum CCAP 1055/1
Lineage: Eukaryota; Bacillariophyta; Bacillariophyceae; Surirellales; Neidiaceae
Exons: 2
Coding region: 162-971 (269 amino acids)
Molecular function (GO): peptide-methionine (S)-S-oxide reductase activity
Source: RefSeq, a predicted model, not a curated record